Sabethes cyaneus is the source of this 5667-nucleotide messenger RNA. RefSeq names its product dual specificity tyrosine-phosphorylation-regulated kinase 1B (gene mnb). Gene Ontology annotation, biological process: peptidyl-serine phosphorylation; protein autophosphorylation; peptidyl-threonine phosphorylation. Gene Ontology annotation, molecular function: transcription coactivator activity; protein serine/threonine/tyrosine kinase activity; ATP binding. The transcript has 10 exons. The coding region runs from base 1520 to 4762 and encodes 1080 amino acids. Lineage: Eukaryota; Metazoa; Arthropoda; Insecta; Diptera; Culicidae. Gene Ontology annotation, cellular component: nucleus. The record is from RefSeq and is a predicted model, not a curated record.
CCAGGAUUCAAUAUUGCUCCACUGAAAGUGACCAGUUUCCGCUGUAAAGUGACGAAAUCUGUGAAAUUACGGAUUGCCGCAACCAGUUCCUGUUGUGCAGCGCGCGGUUUUCAGUGCAGAAAUUGUGUUCACAAGUGGAGUCACUGUUUUUCACAUUCGCGCACGGCACCCCGAUUCCGUGUCCGUCUUGCGGUACUCUGCGAGCAAGUGCUUUUUCAAGGAAAAAGGUGUACUCUGUACUGUCCGGCUUCGCAAAUCUACGAAUAACAGUGGCAUUCAGUGAUUUUGGGUCGUGAUAUCAGAAAAUGGAAAUGUGAAGGCUGUUGUGGAAUUAUUGGGCGAGCAUUGGUCGUCUGGGGUUUUUUCAUGCUAAACGGAAGAAGCGGUGGCGGCAGCAGUGCCUUUCGGGGAAUCCGUCUAUUCGCAGACGACAUAUAGCUAAGCAUGUAUGCUGCCUGCUCUGCUGGCUAGCCACGCACGAAUACAUAAACAGGCAUUGUGAGAGACGCUAAGGGUAGAGAGAAAUUCCAACAAGUGCUGCCAAUAUCAUCGGAAAGAAAACGAAAGACCUAUUGACCAAGCGGCUCCCGGUACAGGAUCAUUCUAGGUUGCAGUGCGGUACUACCAGCGCGGAUAAGCGCGGCAAACCAGUAAUGGUGAUCCCUGCGCAAAUAAAUGCAAUAACAAAAAUAAAAUAAUACACAGCAACAAAACGCUCAGCCGGAGAUAUUCCGCUUGGUAGUCAGUCAGUCAGUUGAUUUGAACGGAAAUGCGGAAUUGUUUGUGAAACUCGCCGCAGAUCGGUGCCAGCAGCAGAACAGGAAACAACAGCACAUGCUGAGGGCGCUCUGUUGUUGCAGCGUAAGACAAGUUGUUCUCGAAUUGAAGAAAGAGAAUCAACGUUUACAGCCAGAAAAUAGUUUGCGUGACUAAUCGUGAAGAUUUUCUUUGUCAUUCAAGAGGUUCGGAGAUUUCCACACCUUAAACGAGACGGAAAAGCGUCUCGAGUGUAUAUGUAAGCGCGCGAGUGUCACGGUUGUUGGGGUGAAGAUAGAAGAAGAAAAUUCAUUGUGGGUGGAAAUCUUUCAAAUGUGUUCUACUAGCCGACAACUACGACGCCAAGCUCAGUGAUUGUUGUUCAGUGCUUGUUCCGCUAGAAGCCGAUGCAAAUGUGCUAUUGUAUGUGCAAUUCAGGCAGCAUAGUAUAUUGUUUAGCGUCAGCAGCGACAACAAGAGGUCGGUGCGGUGGUAAAUGAGCAAGUUUUAAAAGUGUGAAAAUCCAAAGUGAGCAUUCAAUCGAAUGGUGCAUUUAGUGCUGGAGUGAAAAGUGAUAGUAAUUGUAAAUAUAUUACACAAUUGUUAGUCUGGGCUGAGCAAUUAAAUUCACAAGUUGGUUGGUUGUUUGGCGUGACGAAUUUAAAACAGCACCAGAGUGGGCUAGGAAGAGCUUAUACCGGUUAGCCUUAACUAGUUGCAACCGAUCAUAUUGAACGCGCGGGUGAAUGUAUUUACCGGGGGCAUGAUAGUCCCCCCUCAUCUGGCCGCAACACUCAGCAACAGUGGUGGGGGGUCUGGUGGUAACAAUAACAGUACUGGAAACAGUAGCAGUAGUAGCAGUAGCAGUGGUUUGGCCGCCACAGGGGUAGGAGGAGCAGUAGCAGCAGGAUUGGGAAGCCACCUCGGAGUUGGGAUAGUAGCGGGUGGGAUCACAUCAGCAACCGGAGCGUCGCUAGCGGUUAGCGACAGCCAGGAUAGCUUGAGUGGUUUUAUACUCACGGGGGGUGGUGGAGGCGGAGGAAACGGUAACGGAAGUGGUAGCAGUGGUAGCGGCUCCAGCCGCACCGGAUCUAGCAACGGUAGCGGCAAUCGAAUUCUCGCGGUCAAUCGCAACAUUGACGAUUUACUGUUCGGCAGUGAUUUAGACUCACUAAUCAAUGACAAUAUCAUAAAUGGAUUUAAGUCGCUAAAAGUGGCGAAAUCGCAGUCGCAGGACAACUUGGAUUUUCAUCUUCAUCAGCAGCAUCCUCAUCAUCAGCCAUUUUAUCACCAUUAUCAUUCACAUCAGUUGCGCUCAUUGCCACCGAUACAACAGCAACAGCAGCAGCAGCAGCAACAGCAGCUUCAGACGCCUGCAUCGUUAAAUUAUCAAUCUUAUCAUCAUCAUCUGCAGCAGCAGCAGCAGCAGCAACAAGUAAAUCACUGGAUUGAAUCGGAUAUCGUAGCAAGCAGUAAGAUGCUGACGGACAAGGCGAAACAGAAAUUAGCAGCACAAUAUGCAUCCGGAAAUGUUCCUGACUCAACGCGGCAAAGGCAUCAUGCGCCGCUUUACGGAAGACUGGUUACAGAAGAACACUUACCUGCCGUUCAUCGUGAUAUACAUCAGCGUACGAUUAGUCCCACAUCAUCGACAGACAUUCGGGCGAUGCAAGCUCGGAUACCAUCGCAUUUUCGAGAUCCAUCGACGGCACCACUGCGGAAGCUGAGCGUGGAUCUGAUCAAAACCUACAAACACAUUAAUGAGGUGUACUAUGCCAAAAAGAAACGAAGAGCUCAACAGACCCAGGGUGAGGAUACGUCACAUAAAAAAGAGCGAAAGCUAUACAACGAUGGUUACGACGACGAAAACCAUGACUACAUCAUCAAAAAUGGAGAGAAGUUUCUCGAUCGCUAUGAAAUCGAUUCGCUUAUCGGUAAGGGUAGCUUCGGUCAGGUAGUAAAAGCGUACGAUCACGAAGAAGAAUGCCAGGUGGCGAUUAAGAUCAUCAAGAACAAGAGACCCUUUUUAAGUCAAGCGCAAAUCGAGGUGAACUUGCUAGAGAUGAUGAACCGAGCGGACGCGGAAAACAAGUACUACAUCGUUAAGCUGAAGCGACAUUUCAUGUGGCGAAAUCAUCUGUGUUUAGUAUUCGAGCUGUUAUCCUAUAAUUUAUACGACUUACUGCGCAAUACGAACUUCCGCGGUGUUUCACUGAAUCUGACGCGAAAGUUUGCCCAGCAAUUGUGUACGGCGUUGUUAUUUUUAAGUUCACAAGAAUUAAAUAUCAUACACUGUGAUUUAAAACCAGAAAAUAUAUUAUUAUGUAACCCUAAGCGGUCAGCAAUUAAGAUAGUAGAUUUUGGCAGUUCGUGUCAACUAGGACAAAGGAUAUAUCAAUACAUACAAUCACGUUUCUACCGCUCGCCCGAGGUACUACUAGGCAUACCGUAUGACUUAGCAAUAGACAUGUGGUCGCUCGGAUGCAUACUGGUGGAAAUGCACACUGGUGAGCCGCUGUUUUCCGGUUCGAAUGAAGCAGACCAAAUAAACAAGAUCGUUGAGGUGCUCGGUAUGCCGCCGAAACACAUCCUUGACCAGGCGCACAAAACUCGCAAAUUCUUCGAGAAGCACCCGGACGGUAGCUACGUACUGCGAAAGACGCAAAACCAGCGUAAGUACAAGGCACCCGGCUCGCGCAAGCUGCACGACAUCCUGGGGGUGGAAACGGGUGGCCCCGGCGGCCGGAGGCACGGUGAGCCGGGUCACAGCGUGUCCGACUACCUGAAGUUCAAGGAUCUUAUACUGAGGAUGCUGGAUUAUGACCCAAAAACCCGCUGUACACCGUAUUAUGCCUUGCAACAUAACUUCUUCAAGCGAACGUCGGACGAGAGCACCAACACGGCGAACACGAUCAGCUCACUCAGCACAAGUCCGUCGGUUAGCACACAGGAUCCCAGUAAUCACGGUCUAUCAUCGUUACAACACCAAGCUCAGUCAGCGCACCAGCAACCGCAACAGCAACAAUCACAACAACAGCAGCAACAGCAACAACAGCAGCAGCAACAGCAACAACAACCACAACAGCUGCACCAUCAACCGACAGCGGUGCAGGCGCAAUCCGCAAGCAUGCUUAUACUUUCGCAAGCGGCGGCGGCCGUCGGUCUGGGUGGAAAUGCCGGAUCCGGGGGCGGCGUUACCGUAACUGCCGUCAACAGCUUGAACAGCACCAACAACAGUGGCAGCAGUAACAACCUUAGUAACAACAACCCACUGGCUAUGGAAUGUGAUCCACCGGUAGGGACAGUCCAUUCUGUUCUUUCAAACUCCGCCAAUCCGAACCAUUAUCACCGCAGCCGAUAUAUUCAGCAUCAACAGCAAAACCAUCAACAGCAGCAACAGCAACAGCAACAACAGCAGCAGCAGCACCAGUUGCUUGGUCAUAAGAGUUACGCCCCUGCUUCACUGCCAAUCGAUUUGGGGGGCAUGACGCAUGUUGGUCAAGCGAUUGAUUCCUCUGCCGCGGCAUUGAUGUCUGGCAGCUUCAUUAGUCAUCCGUCAGCUGUGGUUGGCGGUACCAGUAGCAGUAGCAGUAGUGCCGGCAACGGCAACGGAAGUAGUAGGAGUUUAUUAUCUCAUAGCGCGAACUAUGCGCCGUUCUCAAUGAACGACGCAGCCUUGCUAAUGAGUCACACCGGCGGUCUGGGCGCAGGCCAUGGUGGCGUUCUAGGAUUGGUCCCGGUAGUCGGAGUGGGUCCUAUCUGUAACAGCGGGAUAGCCGGCCCGAAUUCACUGAUUGGCAGCGUUAGUGGUGGUGUUGGACCUAUUGGAAGCGUAGGCGUUGGUGGCGGUAGCGGUGGUGGUAGCAGCAGCAGUAGUAGUGCUAGCUCGAAGGGUCUAGGGCGUGCCGCUGCGGCAGCAGCCGUUGCUGCCGCGGCUUCCAGCGAGCGGGACGAAUCGCCCAUGGUUGGCGUUUGUGUUCAGCCUAGUCCGGUCAUAAUCCACUGACGAAUGUGGUUAGGUGGGGAAAGCAGCGGUGAGGGAGCAGGAGGAUGAAGUGUUUGGAGCGUUUGGAAUGCCGAGGUGCAAACUAUGCUGCAUGCAUCCUGGGCGAAUGAGUGUGUGGGAAGCAAAAAGAGAGCGCGUGCUAGUGAAUGGAAAAUUGACAGGCGGCUUAAUAUUUUGUAUACUAUUGUAGAAAAUCUGUUUUCUCAGUCUUCUGAUGCUUUGUGGUGCUGAACGUUUUUAUAUGUUCACGAUAGUGGCAAAAAAUGCAAACUUCGGUUGGUUGGUCCUUCGAUAAGGAUCUCGAGAUUUCAGAAACAACGCGGGACGUGAAAAAUUCGUAGAUUCGAACUUCUAUCUAAUUUUUGAAUGUAAAAUGUUAGGUACAUGUACAGAAGAAAAGUACAUGCUCGUAUUAAAAUCAAUUAUGUUAAUAUGCAUUUCGAAAUAGUGCAAUAAAAUGCAACAUUAAGCUCAGUCGUGUUUGAAGGAAAACAUAACUUAACUUCUGUUCGUUUGUAUUAAUGGGCCUUGGGUUGAAGUGUUUCUAAUAGUGUUUUUAAUUUAAUGCUGGCAGGUUUAGUGUGUGAUCGAUGGUAUACUACUUUCGUAGAAAAAGAGUAAUAAAAGCUUCCGGAGUUGCUUACCAGCAGAGCCGUAGCGUGACAUUAUGGCACCCUUGGCGAAGAUCCGAUUUGACACCCUCUCGUUUCCUAAUUCAGUGUUCUUUCAGGGUUUAUCAAUUGUCCAUUAACAACAGUUGGUCGACUGAAGUUUUUGGAGCGUCUUAGUAGAAUACGAAACCUAAAAAUAAAAAAUAAGAAAACUUAUCCAAUUUAAUUCUACUAUGUGUAUUUUAUUCAAUGACAGAUACGUAUUUCGCCUACGACUUGCAGGCUUUCUCGAAA